Messenger RNA from Centruroides sculpturatus (bark scorpion), 2087 nucleotides. Its product is annotated as hydroxymethylglutaryl-CoA synthase 1-like. NCBI's taxonomy places the organism in Eukaryota, Metazoa, Arthropoda, Arachnida, Scorpiones, Buthidae. Gene Ontology annotation, molecular function: hydroxymethylglutaryl-CoA synthase activity. The record is from RefSeq and is a predicted model, not a curated record. The transcript is spliced from 9 exons. Gene Ontology annotation, biological process: acetyl-CoA metabolic process. Bases 144 to 1715 code for a protein of 523 amino acids.
CGAACAUAGCGCACCAAGCGAGGAGAAGUCGGACUAGCUCGAAGGAGUGAAUUGUGUAGUGUGAAUAUAGUGUACGGUAUUUUUUAAGUUCCAUCUUUCUGUAGAACCCUCAAAUAUAGUUUUGUACAUCUAUAAUUACAGAAAUGUCUUUAUAUUUUAAGAAAUAUGAUCAUUCUCCUUGGCCUCCAAAUGUCGGAAUUUUGGCAAUGGAACUAUAUUUUCCAUAUCUCUACGUAGAUCAGAAUGAAUUGGAAGUCUUUGAUAAAGUGUCAAAGGGAAAAUAUACCAUAGGCUUAGGACAAUCCAAAAUGGGUUUUUGUACCGAUCGGGAAGACAUCAAUUCGCUCUGUUUGACAGUUGUACAUCGACUUAUGGAAAGGAAUUGUUUAGGAUACGAAAGCAUAGGAAGAUUAGAAGUUGGAACUGAAACCAUUAUUGAUAAAUCAAAAAGUGUCAAGACUGUUUUAAUGCAGCUGUUUGAAGAAAGUGGCAAUACUGAUAUAGAAGGUGUUGAUACGACAAAUGCAUGCUAUGGGGGAACUGCUGCUUUAUUUAAUGCUGUUUCAUGGGUCGAAUCUAGUGCUUGGGAUGGUCGCUAUGCAUUAGUAGUUGCUGGAGACAUUGCCAUUUACGCCAGUGGUAACGCUCGUCCAACUGGAGGUGCUGGAGCCAUUGCAAUGUUAGUUGGACCAAAUGCACCACUUGUUUUCGAAAGAGGGCUUCGUGCAUCUCACAUGUCUCAUGUAUACGACUUUUAUAAACCAGAUAUGAAUACAGAAUAUCCAUGUGUUGAUGGACAGUUAUCUGUAAAAUGCUAUGCAAAUGCAUUAGAUAAAUGCUAUGAUGGAUUUUGCAGAAAAGCUAAAAAUGUAUUAGGUAUUAAUCAGUUCACACUCAAUGAUUUGGAUGCUGUUGUAUUUCAUGCACCGUACUGUAAACUUGUUCAAAAAUCACUAGGACGUUUGGUUUUUAAUGAUUUUUUGAGGGAUCCAACUCCAGAUAUGAAGGAAAAAUACAAAGGACUAGACAGUUAUAGGAAUUUGUUGCUCGAAGAAACAUAUUUUAAUAAAGAUGUUGAAAAGGCUUUCGUAGAACUCAGUAAAGAAGUAUUUAAUGUCAAAACAAAACCAAGUUUAUUGGUUGCAAAUGAAGUGGGCAACAUGUAUACUCCAUCUCUGUAUGGAUGUUUAGCAUCAUAUAUUGCUAAUCAUACAUGCGAGCAUUUGGCUGGGAAACGGGUAGGCAUGUUUUCUUAUGGGUCUGGAAUGGCAGCUACAAUGUAUUCUCUAUAUUUUGUCAAUGAUGCAAGUCCGGGUUCUGCUCUUGAUAAACUCCACAACAGUUUAAGCGAUAUUCGUAGUAGACUCGACUCCAGGAAGAAAGUAGAUCCUUCAGAAUUCACUGCAGUAUUAAAACUUCGUGAGGAAACUCAUCAUAAAGCACCUUAUGUUCCAAAAGGAAAUAUUGAAGAUCUUUUUCCGGGAACGUGGUAUCUUACGCACGUAGACGAAAUGCACAGACGUCAGUAUGAACGUAAACCAUUAAUAGAAUUAAAUUCACACCAAAAACAUUUUCCUCCAUUCGUAUCAAAGGAACAGACUCACGAUAUAAGAAACCACAUCAACAUGACGAACGAAGAGAAGAACGGUCUGUGUCGAAUCUCAAACGGGCAAGAACGAAAAAUACUGGUGACGGCCGAAGUUCAACUCGCUUGAUUGAUUACGUUCUAUUGAUUUCUUAGUAAAUUUAGUUAUUCCAAGAAGUUGGACCAUUUAUAUAUCCGAAAAUAUGAUAGUAUUUAGGGUUAUAAGGUAAAGUGUUAAGAUUUUUCAUUAUUUUUCAAAAAAAAAUAAUGUAAAUAUUCAAAUGAUUAUAUUUAUGGACCAUAGAUUUAUAACAGUUGCAUAAUGUCUACCUACCUUUUUUUUUCUGUUAGAAAUUUAAAAUUAUUUUCCAUGCAUUUAGUAAGCCAGGAGAGUAUAAAACUUCUUAUUUAUUUUCAUUGUUAUUGUCUAUUUGUUACAUGUAUUUAAAAAAAUAGUAUCAGUUAUAUAAUAUUAAUAUAAUGAAAAAGAAUAAUAUAAAUU